CUGGUCUACCAUAAUGUCACGAAAGCUUCAUAUCAUUAAGAAACUUAACGGGAAUUUGUGUUUUGGAAGCAUUAUAUGUUAAACACAAUACUUAUCUCUUAAAAUACACACAAUUUGCGGUCAAUAUAACAAUGUGUGACUGCUGUAAAUACCAUAGGUUAGCCGUUAGCAACUCCGUCGUAUAGUUGACCGAACUUCUAGUUUGCACCGUGUCAGCUGUUGCUGAUGAUACGAAGGUUAAGGAAUUUGCGAAUAGAAGUUUUCGAGAAGUACUCAUGAUUAUAUUUCAAAAAAGCGCGCUGUAAAUAUGGAAUCCACAGGAGAGUUAGAGGCAGUCACAAUGUGUGAUGAAAUUGACAUCAAAGAGGAACCAGUAUUAACUGAUCCCAACUGGCAAUUGUUUGAAGAAAAUGAACAUAUCUUCAUUAAGGAAGAGAAUGUUAAAUUGGAAACCCCCGAAGAUCCUGAUGCACGUGACCCACUAUGGCUGAAGAAAGAGGAAUCUCCGCCACAAGAAGAAACCAUUUCUCCACCUGACGCAAUACACACAAAAAAAGAACCUGAACUCCAAAAGGAAGUAGAGGCAGCAAGUUGUGGCAUUGAACCAAGAAGGAAUCUACAGGAGAGGCAGAGGCAGUUUCGGCAUACGAUGAAAUUGACAUCAAAGAGGAACCAAUAUCAACUGAACCUGAACUGCAACCGUUUGAACAGAUUUUCAUUAAAGAAGAGAAUAUUGAGUGUCUGCUAGAGGAAGAAACCACUUCUCCACAUGAUGCAACAUACAUGAAAAAAGAAUCCGAGCUCCAAAAUGACGUGGAGUCAACAAGCUAUGGCAGUGAACCAGAAAGGGGAAGAGACAAAAACUUUGUGGCUUAAGCUGAGAGGCAGCGACGACAGCUGAAAUAUAUGAAAAGCGGAGCUGCUGCUGAGAACAUCAAGCCACGGAGAUAUCAAAACCAGGUGCCGUUUCUUGAACCUGUUAUGUCAGCUGGUCCACGUGGUAAUAAUAUAAGUGGUGGCAGCGAUCACAGCUCACAAGUUGUAACUAAUACAUCAGCGAGAAAGGAAUUAGAAGAUAACAACUCACUCGACAAUGAGGGGAAUGAGCAAAGUCAAGAUAUUAAUAACGACGACAGCAAUGAAGUAUCUACUAGGAGCCUAGGAACAGAGUGCAUAACACAUCACACCGCUACUUCAAGUCCAGUUAUUCAAAGAAAUCAAUCAAGAAAAAGAAAACAGGAAGACGUUGUAAUUCUGCUAAAACAAUCUAUGCAACAGCGUGAGGACAGAGCACGACAAAGGGUAGAAGAAAGAAGAGCAUUGGAGUCAAACUAUAUCAAAGAUAAUCCUCUUUACAAUUUUUUCGUAUCUGUGUAUCAGCUGACAAAAAACAUGCCUCAAAGUUACGAGCACAUAAUCGGAGGUCAACUUUUCCAGGCUGUGUCACUUGUGGAAGAAGAAAUAAUUAACGUAAGGAGCCAGACACCUUCGAUGUCAUCUUCUUAAAAUAAUUCAGCGUCAAACAAUACAGAACCUUUUUCUCAUCCUUCAUCGCCAUAUAUAUCGACAGAUUCUGACCAACAGACAGCGUCUCACUAUUCAGAACAGCAACAGGUGGAAGGUUUGAAAGUCGACACAACUGAAUCCGGUGUGUCUCAUCUCACUGACUUUGUUCUCCGUUUUCAAGAAAUCUGAAGGGGCCAUCAUAACUAUACUCGCUUAAGAUUUUAAUUCUUUUUUUAUAUCAGCAUUUUGUAUAUUGUUCGUUUUCUUUUCUGAGUAGUUUUCGUUACACCGAUCCAGAUUUUCAUUAAUUGUAAAUUAACCUUUCUUUGUUUGU
This is a messenger RNA of Schistocerca nitens (vagrant locust), 1840 nucleotides long. Its product is annotated as zinc finger protein 501-like. Gene Ontology annotation, cellular component: nucleus. Bases 308 to 748 code for a protein of 146 amino acids. The transcript is spliced from 11 exons. The record is from RefSeq and is a predicted model, not a curated record. Lineage: Eukaryota; Metazoa; Arthropoda; Insecta; Orthoptera; Acrididae.